UGUUUUCACUGCGAGAGUAUAGUAGCUGGAAAACUGAACCCAACCUUCUCUCCCUCUCCCUCUCUCUGCAACUCAAAAUGGAGGAGAUUAAGCACAAGUACGUCGAAGUCAACGGUCUGAAGCUUCACGUCGCCGAGAUCGGAGCUGGCAAAUCGACGGUGCUCUUCGUCCAUGGCUUCCCGGAGAUAUGGUACUCCUGGCGGCACCAGAUGAUCGCCCUCGCCGAAGCCGGGUACCGGGCCAUCGCGCCCGAUUUCAGGGGGUACGGGUUGUCCGACCAGCCACCAGAACCCGAAAAGGCCUCGUUCUCCGACCUCGUCGGUGACCUGCUCGCAAUCCUCGAUGCUCUCGGCAUCACCAAGGUUUUUCUUGUUGCUAAAGAUUUUGGAGCUUGGCCUGCUUACUUAAUCGCCCUUAUGUACCCAGGGAGGGUCUCGGGAGUGAUAACAUGUGGGGUGCCAUUUGUUCCUCCAGGUUUAUUUGCAUUCGAUAAACACCUUCCUGAAGGUUUCUACAUCUCAAGAUGGCGGGAACCUGGACGAGCUGAAGCUGAUUUUGGCCGGUUUGAUGCUAAAACAGUUAUCGGGAACAUCUACAUUCUCUUCUCCAGAAGUGAGAUACCAAUAGCUGGAGCAAACCAAGAGAUUAUGGAUUUGGUUGAACCAUCAACUCCCCCACCACCGUGGUUCACUGAGGAAGAUCUUGAAAACUAUGCAGCUUUGUACAGCAAGUCUGGAAUUUUUACAGCAUUGCAAGUUCCUUACCGGUCUCUCCGCGAGAAGUUCCACCCACCAGAGAUGAAAGUCGAGGCUCCAGCAUUGCUGAUCAUGGGCGAGAAGGAUUAUUUUCUCAAAUUUCCAGGAGUGGAGGACUACAUAAGGAGUGGACAGGUGAAAGCAUUUACCCCCCACCUGGAGAUAGCUUACUUGCCCGAAGGAAGCCAUUUCGUUCAAGAGCAAUCCCCGGAUCAGGUAAACCGCCUAAUCCUCGUCUUCCUCGACAACCAUAGCUGAAUUGGUUAAGGAAGAUCUGCUGCUGUUCAACAAGUGUGCUUCCCAGGUUGGCUGGAGCUCAAGAAUACAUGAACUGUGAACUGUUUUGAGUACUGCAAAUCAUCCUGUGAAUCUUAUAGUUUGUGGAAUGCACUAUUUGUGAGUUCCUGGGUUUUGUGUAUCAACAGGGCCUUCCUCAUUGCACCAAGGACAAGUGACUGUUCUAUUGGCAUUAAGUCAAUGAGUAUUCCUUGAGAUUCUGAGAGGCAAGUUCAAGUUUUCAUUCUGAAACACAUGUUUUGUUUCAUGAUUUAGGAGAGGUCAAUUCAAAUAAAGAUUUUUUAGCUAUAGGGUUUGAUUUU
This is a messenger RNA of Diospyros lotus (date-plum), 1354 nucleotides long. RefSeq lists its product as uncharacterized. The record is from RefSeq and is a predicted model, not a curated record. NCBI's taxonomy places the organism in Eukaryota, Viridiplantae, Streptophyta, Magnoliopsida, Ericales, Ebenaceae. Bases 78 to 1013 code for a protein of 311 amino acids. The transcript has 4 exons. Gene Ontology annotation, molecular function: hydrolase activity.